AGAUGAUUUUAAUUCAUAAUGAAAAUCAAUGAAAGUCGAUUUUCAUUCAUAAUUUGUAUUUUAAAAGUUCCAUUCCAUUCACUCCGCGAAUGUCAUCAAUGCGAAUUUGAAAAAUAACCUGACAUCCCUGCACCGCACACCUGUUUUUAAUCAACAUUAUUUUGCCACUUGAUAAGAUGUAAUCUUAUCUCGUCGAAAGGAAAAUAUACUCUAUUCGUUAAACGAUGUGAAUUUGCGAAUUUGAUUCCACCGGAAAGCUGCAAUAAUCAACAGUGUAAUGAAUCCCAGGAUAUUAAUUAUUGGUGCUGGAGCCGCUGGAGUAGCCACCGCAACCAGAUUAUUCGAGAAGGGGUACCGGAACCUAACGAUUCUUGAAGCGGAGGACCGCUUCGGGGGCAGAAUUCAUACAACUCAGUUCGCCGCGAAUGUGGUGGAUUUGGGAGCGCAAUGGUGCCAUGGAGAAGUGAACAAUGUUUGCUAUGAGAUGGGCUCUAAGUUCGACGUGUUCGAUUCCAACUCGGCGAAGUUCAAAACCUUCGUACUGACCAGGUCGGACGGCGAACAGAUUCCGUCGGAACAAAGCGAAAAGCUGACGAUGUUAGUGGGGACAAUUAUGGACUCGCACAAAAAUGAAUUGAAACAUUACCGGGGUUCCCUUGGCGCUUUCCUAAUGGACAAGUUCAGAGCGGCAUUGAAGGAUCCGGAAUAUGCAAUCAUCGAUCAUGAGACUGCCUAUCAGUUUUUAGAGUUUUAUCACAAAUUUGAGAAUUCAAUUGAGGCUUCCGACAGCUGGUUCGACACAUCCGGCCCAGGGUACCUGCAUUAUUGGGAAUGUGAAGGCGAUAGCUUGUUGAAUUGGAGAGAUAAAGGCUAUAAAACUAUUUUAGACAUCAUGAUGAAACGUUUCCCACUUCCCGAUGCAAUCAAUUCUAUAAAUUUAGAAUACUAUACUCACCUGAACAAAACAGUUUCGAGUAUAUGCUGGAACUCUGGCCCCGAUAGCAUCGUCUCGGUACGAUGUGCUGAUAAUAGCGUGUAUGACGCGGAUCACGUAAUUUGCACCGUUUCCUUAGGAGUGUUGAAGGAACGACACGAGUCGUUAUUCACUCCUGCAUUGCCUGCCAUAAAAAAGAAUGCCAUCCAGGGACUUUCCAUCGGCACGGUCGAUAAAAUGUUUCUCGAGUUUGAACGCCCAUUCUGGCCAGAGGACUGGCAAGGACUGAGUCUGCUCUGGAAGGCCGACGAUCUGGAGGGUAUUCGAGCUUCGCGGGACAGUUGGAUGGAGGAUGUGUUUGGUUUUUAUGUGGUAGAUUACCAACCCAACAUUCUGUGCGGGUGGAUUUCCGGCAAAAAUGCCCGUCGCAUGGAACGCAGUAAUGACGAGGAUGUCCGCAAAGGGUGCAUUUAUUUGUUGAGAAAAUUUUUGAAUAAUUCUUCCAUCCCAGAGCCAGUGUCGUUUAAACGGUCCCGGUGGUACUCCAAUCCCAACUUCCGAGGGUCCUACAGUUUCCGUUCGGUAACGACGGAUUUGUUGAACACAACGGCGGAGCACUUGGCGCUUCCAUUGACCAAUGCGUGUGGGAUACCGGUGGUACAGUUUGCGGGGGAAGCAACCCACAAUCACUACUACUCCACGGUUCAUGGUGCCAUCGAGACCGGAUGGCGCGAGGCGGAUAGAUUGGUAAAUUUGUAUAACAGGUUGCUUGCAAAUCAGAUCGAACAAGGCCCGAAGGCAUAUGUGGAUGUACUAAUUUUAGGCGCCGGGAUGGCCGGUCUCGGAGCUGCUCAAGUAUUACGCGAUUCGGGCAAAACAUUUGCCAUACUGGAAGCACAAUCCAUUGCUGGCGGUAGAGUAUGUACGGUGAAUAUGAAAACACUUGGUAAGCCCGCAAAUGAUAAAACUAUUGUUGAUGCCGGUGCACAAUGGUUACACGGCCGACAAAAUAAACUACACGAUAUUGCGCAGAAGAAUGAUCUACUGAGAGAUGAACUAUCAGAGGAAGGAUUGGGUGUAUUUCUGAGGGACGAUGGAUACCGAAUCAACGACUUUCUAGUGAAGAAAGUUGAUUUAUCAAUCGGCCAAAUGCUGGAGGAAUGCGAAGGGUUCGCUCAGAAGCAGUGUGAGCGUUUUCCAAGCUCGAUUGAAGCGUUUUUAGAGGAUCGUUUUACGAACAAGUUGAAAGACAGUUUUCCUCCGAAGGAACAUGAAGAGGCUAGACAACUAUUGGAUUGGCAUAUCCGUUUCCAAAUCAUAGACAACUCCUGUUUAGCCUUAUCAGACCUUUCCGCGAAACUAUGGGGAAGUUAUUCCUUCAAUGGAGAGAGCUGCCAGGCUCAUAUUAAUAUGAAACACGGGUUUCGAGAACUUGUCGACUGUCUGAUAGAUGACAUAGGGCACGAUAAGAUUAUCUACAAUAAAGCAAUAUGUGAAAUUCGUUGGAAAGAUUUGCGUUCUCGAAUUGUCGUCAAAUGCGUCGAUGGUACUGUGUACAACUGCAAACAUCUGAUUGUAACAUUUUCUCUGGGAGUGUUAAAGGCAAAUCUGAAUAAACUAUUCCAGCCAGCUAUACCCAAACCUUACAAAAGAUCCAUCCGGAACAUAGGCUUCGGAACAAUCGAUAAAAUUUUCCUGCAGUUCGAAUCUGCUUGGUGGGGCGACGCCGAAGGAAUUCAGCUAGUUUGGAGGAACAGUCUGAGGAAAAAUUCACAUUGGACUAGAUACUUGUCUGGGUUUGAUGUAGUUCAUCCAGGUCCCCCGAACACAUUGCUAGGAUGGAUUGGAAGUUAUGGGGCACUGGAAAUGGAGGAUCUAACCGAUGAACAAAUCGUGAACGACUGUGUUUUCAUACUGGAAAAGUUCACCAAUAAAAAAGUGCCGCAGCCGAUCAGUUUCUAUUGCACUCGUUGGCACUCAAAUGAUCACAUUCGAGGGUCCUACAGCUACACAUCUGUUAACUGUGACUACGAGCCAGGCUUUUUGGACAGUCUUCAGGCGAUGCUUGUGUGCGAUAAGUAUGAUCCUAUUUCAGGAGAACUUCUUCCCGACGUGGUGAGCUCGGGAACCACAGAGAAAUCUGCUAGUAUACAGUUCGCAGGUGAGGCCUGUCACGAGAAGUAUUUCUCUACGGUUCACGGCGCAUUUCUGUCCGGUAUGGAUCAAGCCAGAAAAUUGUUAUGAAUGAGUACUUAAAACAACUGCUUAAUAUCGCUCAAAACAUUGUGAUUGCCAUUUUCUAUAUUAUAAUUUUGCAAUGAUGAACAUAAACUUUUAGC
This is a messenger RNA of Toxorhynchites rutilus septentrionalis, 3273 nucleotides long. Its product is annotated as spermine oxidase-like. The transcript is spliced from 6 exons. NCBI's taxonomy places the organism in Eukaryota, Metazoa, Arthropoda, Insecta, Diptera, Culicidae. Bases 278 to 3178 code for a protein of 966 amino acids. The record is from RefSeq and is a predicted model, not a curated record. Gene Ontology annotation, molecular function: polyamine oxidase activity.